CUCGAGUCUCGACCUGUCUGUCGAUCGAUCGAAUCUCUAUGAUUCUACGCUGUUCAUCGUGACGACAAUUAUUCCGGUCACGGUGGGUACUCGCUAAGUUUCCCACCUUCUUGCGGCUUCUUCUAGGCUCCCCUGUAUCUGCCCGGCGUUGCCUCCAUCCCCUCCGACGGUGUCCCCGCAGUCAGCCGUCAAGAUGGAGACGGAACUCCAGGCGCAGAUUCCCGGUCUCGACCGCGUGAUCUCCGAAUACUCCGUAGGCUACCUGGCCCAUGCGUCCAAGGCCUAUGUUGAAGAUGCCAAUGCGCCGUCGCCGCUGUCGGAAGCCGCCGAUUUGGUCACUGAGCUCUUGGUCUCCGCCUCGGGCGACUUCAGCCCCGAGAAUGAAAAGGCCAUUCGCAACCUGGUCGAGAAAUUCAUCUCCUCGCUGAGUGCGUCCGAUGGCGUGGAUGCGGAGCGUCGCCAGAUGCCCUUCGCCGCCAAAAAGCUCGACCAGGCCAUUAACGUCGGCUCUCAGAGGAAUAUCUCCUCCACGCUGGGCCUGGCGGGUGGCAACGUCGAUCUGGAGUCGGCCAAUGCCAGAAAGGUCGAGUCUCGCGUCGACCGCAAGAAGCUCGAGAAGGCAGAGCGCAAGAUUCGUGCCAAGCAGGAGAAGAAGCAGAUGAAGACGGUGCAGUACGAAUCGUCUCGCCUUCUCAACCAGCCCGACAGCACCAUGUCGUACGAGGAGUUCUUCAUGGCGGUCAACCCUCUGCAACUGGGCUCCGACUCGCAGUCCAAGAGUAAGGACAUCAAGGUGGACAGCAUCGACAUCUCGGUUGGCGGCCAUCGGAUCUUGACAGACGCUUCGCUCUCCCUGGCGUAUGGCCGUCGCUACGGUCUCGUGGGUCAGAACGGUAUCGGAAAGAGUACCCUCCUGCGUGCGCUCAGUCGCCGAGAGGUGGCCAUUCCGAGCCACAUUUCCAUUCUCCACGUCGAACAGGAGAUCACGGGCGAUGACACCCCGGCACUUCAGGCCGUCCUCGAUGCGGACGUGUGGCGGAAGCGUCUCCUGGCUGAUUUGGACAAGAUCACCAAGCAGCUGGCGGAAAUCGAAGCCGAACGGUCUUCCAUGGCCGACACGUCCAAGGAUGCUGCCAGGCUGGAUCAUGAACGCGAGGGUCUGGACAUCACGUUGAAUGACAUUCACGCAAAGCUCGCCGAGAUGGAGUCGGAUAAGGCAGAGUCCCGUGCAGCCAGUAUCUUGGCUGGUCUGGGUUUCUCGGCGGAGCGCCAGCAGUUCGCUACGAAGACCUUCUCUGGUGGUUGGCGAAUGAGACUGGCUCUCGCCCGAGCCCUGUUCUGCGAGCCCGAUCUGCUCCUACUGGACGAACCGUCCAACAUGUUGGACGUGCCGUCCAUUACUUUCCUUUCCAACUACCUCCAGACGUAUCCCAGUACCAUCCUGGUGGUUUCUCACGAUCGAGCGUUCUUGAACGAGGUGGCGACCGAUAUCAUGCAUCAGCACUCCGAACGGCUGGACUACUACAAGGGUGCUAACUUCGACUCGUUCUAUGCCACCAAGGAGGAACGGAAGAAGAACGCGAAGCGCGAAUACGAGAAACAGAUGGCCGAGCGGGCCCAUCUCCAAGCAUUCAUUGACAAAUUCCGGUACAACGCUGCCAAGUCGUCCGAGGCCCAGUCCCGCAUCAAGAAACUGGAGAGAAUGCCGGUGCUGGAGGCCCCCGAGAGUGAUUACGUUGUCCAUUUCAAAUUCCCCGAUGUGGAAAAGCUUUCCCCGCCCAUUGUUCAGAUGACCGACGUGUCUUUCGGCUAUACCAAGGACCGGCCCCUGCUCCGAAAUGUGGAUCUGGACGUGCAGCUCGAUUCGCGUAUUGGAAUCGUCGGGCCCAACGGUGCUGGUAAGACCACCGUCCUGAAGUUGCUUACCGGGCAGCUGCAGCCCACGUCCGGGUUACUGUCGCAACACGCCCGGUUGCGCAUCGGUUACUUCGCCCAGCACCAUGUGGAUGCGCUGGAUCUCACGACCAGUGCGGUGAGCUUCAUGGCCAAGACCUACCCCGGCAAGACGGAUGAGGAGUACCGCCGACACCUGGGCGCCUUCGGUAUCACCGGCAUGACGGGCCUACAGCGGAUGGAGCUUCUAUCCGGAGGUCAGAAGUCUCGUGUGGCCUUUGCAUGCUUGUCGCUGACGAACCCGCACAUCCUGGUGCUGGACGAACCGUCCAACCACCUGGAUAUCGAGGGUAUGGACGCGCUGUCGGAGGCGCUCCAGAACUUCGAAGGAGGUGUCGUCAUGGUCUCCCACGACGUCACCAUGCUCCAGAAUGUGUGCCGAAGCCUCUGGGUGUGCGACCAGGGUACCGUGCACAAGUUCGAUGGCACCGUCAAUGCCUACAAGAAGUUGAUCAGCUCCCAAGCGAACGAGGCCGGGGUAGCCGCGCCUCAUUGAGCGGGGGAUGGCAGCACGCACCAAUAGUAAUGACAAUAAAACGUUAUGGAACCUA
This is a messenger RNA of Aspergillus ibericus CBS 121593, 2504 nucleotides long. RefSeq names its product putative AAA family ATPase GCN20. The transcript has a single exon. Gene Ontology annotation, molecular function: ATP hydrolysis activity; ATP binding. Bases 194 to 2449 code for a protein of 751 amino acids. The record is from RefSeq and is a predicted model, not a curated record. NCBI's taxonomy places the organism in Eukaryota, Fungi, Ascomycota, Eurotiomycetes, Eurotiales, Aspergillaceae.